This is a messenger RNA of Anopheles funestus (African malaria mosquito), 829 nucleotides long. It is a transcript of the gene tsu, whose product is annotated as RNA-binding protein 8A. The record is from RefSeq and is a predicted model, not a curated record. Gene Ontology annotation, biological process: RNA splicing. Gene Ontology annotation, molecular function: mRNA binding. Lineage: Eukaryota; Metazoa; Arthropoda; Insecta; Diptera; Culicidae. The coding region runs from base 125 to 619 and encodes 164 amino acids. The transcript has a single exon. Gene Ontology annotation, cellular component: cytoplasm; exon-exon junction complex; nucleus.
CGUUUGACAGCUGUCAAAUCGGCGAAAAACACAUCAACUCGGAGAAAGUUUGCAAACAUUUACCACGACGCGGUGGACGAAAAUUUUGUGAAAAUCACUGUUGAAACACACGUUCGAUCACACAAUGGCCGAUGUGCUGGAUAUCUACAACCACGAGGAGUUUGAGGUGGACGAAGAUGGCGACCAGGGAAUCGCACGGCUGAAGGAGAAGGCCCGAAAACGGAAAGGACGCGGUUUCGGCAAUGAAAGCAUUCCCCGCGAAACGAUUGACUACGAGCGCAUGCAGGACGAUGAAGAGGAAGCGGAACCGGGCCCACAGCGAUCGGUCGAAGGAUGGAUUCUGUUCGUGACAUCGAUUCACGAGGAAGCGCAGGAGGACGACAUACAGGAAAAGUUCUGCGAGUUCGGUGACAUCAAGAACAUUCACCUGAAUCUGGACCGUCGGACCGGCUUCCUCAAGGGUUAUGCGUUGGUGGAGUAUGAAACGUACAAGCAGGCCCUAGCGGCGAAGGAAGCACUGAACGGUUCGGAGGUGCUUGGACAGACGAUUUCCGUCGACUGGUGCUUCGUCAAAGGGCCAAAGAAGCUUAAGAAAUCUUCCGACCGGCGUCGGCGAUAGGAACAUUAGAAUCCGGAAACCUGCUAAUUAUCGUUUAAGUAGGUAACACAUCCAUGCAUUACAAAACCACAAGAACUCACCUAGCACGAAUCGUUCGACGGUUGCGUUGUACACCCCAAACACAAAGAAGAGAGAAUGUAAUAUUCAAGUGUAAAAUUUGAAUGAAAUAAAUUAAUCAACUAUCUAACAUACCUCGUAUGGGAGAAUGUA